AUGCCUACCUUUGUACUUCUAAAAAUAAUAAACGAAUUAUUAUUUGAUGACAAUAAUGUAUCAGAUAAUGAAAAAAGAAAACUUGAAGAUAACUUCGUAAAUAAAGAUAUAAUAGUAUCAAGUGGGUCAGAUAAGGAUUGUGAAGUUAAUUUUGGCACUCCAAAUAUAGAAAUGA
This is a messenger RNA of Funneliformis mosseae, 175 nucleotides long. The record is from the annotation of a GenBank genome assembly. NCBI's taxonomy places the organism in Eukaryota, Fungi, Glomeromycota, Glomeromycetes, Glomerales, Glomeraceae.